Brenthis ino (lesser marbled fritillary) is the source of this 789-nucleotide messenger RNA. NCBI's taxonomy places the organism in Eukaryota, Metazoa, Arthropoda, Insecta, Lepidoptera, Nymphalidae. The record is from the annotation of a GenBank genome assembly.
AUGUUUGUUUCAGAUAAAAGAAUCUCAAUAAUAAUGUAUACUUUACUUAUUUUAAUCGCGUUGGCGGGAGUUCGAGCGGCGAACGUCAACAGGCAUAUGAAGCUUUUAGAACUCGAGAAUCACAUACAGAGUAAUGUACAGUCACAGUCAAAACGUUUUCUAACGUUAACUAGGCGGCCUUCAGACCGCAGUGCCCACACUCCCGGGACCACCCUCGAGUUGACUUGUGAAGCCAUUGGUGCCCCCGCCCCCUCAGUGCAUUGGUUCAAAAAUGACGCACCUGUAUUUGAGUACGAUAGAGAAUCGAAUGAAGUGAUAGACACAAAUCCGUCGUCCCUCGCUCGUGUUACUUCGACAUUGCUCAUAUCGCGGUCAGAAAAACCAGCAAUGUACACCUGCCUUGCUGUGGCCGGACUGAAAACUGCAAGAGCAUCCACUUUUGUUUAUACUACAGAUGGCAGCACAGAUAUCACGGAGCGGUCCAAAUUAGUUCCUCUGUCGCCGAGAAUACUAGUUUCAUACAAAGUAUUCGUGGAUACAAUAGGCAGUAAUGUAGUACUGCCGUGUCGAGUGAAGGGUCACCCGCGGCCGGUGGUCGUGUGGAGGGAUAACAAUGGCGCAGUCAUUAAUAAAAAUAGCAGGAUGAAGGUGCUUCGUUCAGGCGAGCUGGUGAUCGCUGCACUGCAGUGGAGCGACAUGGGCGAGUUCAUUUGCAAAGCCACGAACGUGUUCGGAAGUACGGAGAUUAAAACUUUCGUGUAUCCGGCGCGACCGAAUGAAUCCGACGGA